UGCACAGCUUCGCCUCGCUUUCAUGUUAGUAAAUAUGGCGGAACGAAAGGAGAAGUCUAUACCAUGGGUAGAAUGAUAAUACUGAAUGCUACAUGGCAGCGGCGAUUGAUACAAAUGCUGGUGUAGAGCGUGAAGAACAAGAGCAAGAUGUUCUCCAGGGCGCUGAGCCUGGAGCUGGGUAAGAAAUGUAUAUUUUUCCAAUACACAGACCUCAUUUUGAAAGGAUUUGAUUUGAAGAUACGAUUUGCUCGGUAUGUACAAAUUAUGAUUUAUUAAAGAACGUGGUCGAUUUCUUUUGAUUUAAACUGUAAUUUUCGUCAGACAAAGUGUAAAGUCGCGUAGAAUUGUCGUAAAAUUAACGAAUAUUUUUCAAAGAGCGGUAAGGUUAGCUUGAAAUCUAUGGGUAUUUCGUGUUUUAAAAUUUGUAUCGCUCACUGUUUUAGGAGAGAGGAUGUGAAAGUAACUUUAGGUCUCGGGAAUACAUUUGGUAUGCCCUUCUAAAAUAUGGUGAUCUCAAUAGUAAAGAGCCCAUUAUGUUGUCGUGGAUUGUAUGUGUUUCCGAUUUGACCAUUUCUUUCUUUUGCAGCUCAGUAGGUCAAGAACCACUCUUCUAUGUCCAACCUGACGAGGAACUUGAUGUUUCUGUGGAUGAAAUCUGUACAGAUCCUGAAUCCAGAACAUCUACCCACUCUGAUGCUAGCCUAGCUCCAGGGCUCAUCUCCAGUUUAAGUAGUCACGGAUCCCCUGAGGCAGCAAACAGCAGCUCCCCCAAAAUUGAUGUUGUUGAUGAAGAUGAAAACUUCAAUGAGACCCUUUUUCCUGGGCAAGCAGAUAUGCCAGGCGAGGCUGAUGGUUCAGUUGAUGAGAAAAUUGCUUCGUUAAGUGUUCAAGAUGAACAAGAAGGUAAAAGAAAACCAGUGCCUUGAACUUGUCCAUCAAGGAUUUUGCAUUAUGUUGGUGAUGAUGCAAAAAUUAUUGUGUGCGAAUUUCUCAUCUCAAGUAAUGUCCAAUCGCAUAUUAUUCCAUGAGAAAUUUCCUAGUGCUAAAUUCAUUAUAAACUGGAACAAAUCCACAAACUAAAAUGAUAAAAUAAAUGUAAUUUCCACAACAACAUCAUGCAGAACAUGUGAAAAUUUCUCACAAUUGUUGUUGUUCUCAUAAUAAUGAGUUCUAUUCUUAAAUGGUCUUCAAAAAUCUCAUCAUUUUUCACUUCACAGUCUUGUUUUUUUCCUGAAGUCAUUUGUCAUUUUGUUUUUGGCAGAGGCUCGAAAAACAAGAGCUGCAAGUGUACUAGAAAUCGGAAGAGAAGCAUCAGUGGAAGGUUGGUUUUGUGCUUAUGGAUUCUUUGUUCUAUUUGUUCUAUUAAUAAAUUUUCCCAGAAAAAUUAAACACAAUGAGCAGCUAUACUGUUAAGAUUGCAUCAUGUAUGCAACUGUAUGACUUGAGACAAUAGUUGGUAUGUAUAUAUGAUUGAAGUGUAAAACGACUUGUUUUAUGUUUUUCUAUGUUAAAGAUGUGAACGACCCUCAAUGGACGUUGCACAAAAAGCAUGUGUUUGCUUUCAGUGAGGCUGGAAAGCCAAUUUACUCAAGGUGAAAGUUUUUUUUUAUUACUGGUAUUAUAAUCAAUUUUCAUAUAAGCAUUUCAUUUGAGAGAUUUGUUCGACAAAUUAAAGUGAAAGUUGUGCAUAUUAAAAAGUUGCUGAUUGAUAAGUAAGGCUUGGGAAAGUGCUCAAGAAAAUGCUUCCACUUUACAUGGCUUGAACAGGACACACUACAGCUAUCUACUGCACUGUCCAGGUAUCACCAGGCACUGUUCUAUGUUGUAUGCAUACUGAUCAAAUGGGAGGAGAUACAAACCCAAAUCCCUACCACAACUAACCCCUCCUCAAGGUUCAACUCCCUGGCUGUGCUUGAACACUAUUUAUAAAUGCAAUUUCUAUUUUCCAUUCAUUCAGAUAUUCAGAAUCAAUUAAAGCCAUGUUUAUGUUUUAUAAAGUACAGCUGAUUUCACUGCAUGAACAUUCAAAGGGAUUCCUUACAACUGCACAUCUUAAAGCUGCUUUAAAUACAGUAGAGCUGACCCAUUUGAAACUCUGAAUAUGAUCCAUUAGCCAGCUCUGGCUUCAGUUUAACUUUUCCUCAACUUCAGUAGAGGAUUUGUUUUUUAUGUACAUUUAACAUUUAACUUUUACUAUCAGUCAUAAUGACCAAUUUUGUUUGAUUAAAUGUAGAUAUGGAAGUGAGGACAAACUGGCAACCCUGAUGGGUGUUAUGCAAGCCUUAGUUUCUUUUGUCCAGGUUGGCAAAAAUACAAUAAGGUAAGAGGAGAAGGUCAUGCCCUUACAGUUUGUUCUUACCAGAUGUAACACACCAAGAGAAGCCUGUUUUUCCUCAUUGUAGCCUACAUCCCAUUUACACUAGCAAAAUGUCUUUUUUAAACUGUAUUUAACUGAAUGAAAAUCAAAAUCAAGGAAGUGAAGAACUGAGAUGUUCAAAGUUGUCAGGUAGUCAGUAUUUUCAAUGCACUUAAUUUGAAGUCAAUAAACAUAGGUUUACAAAGCAGCUUUGAAACAUGUCUUUGAAAACUUUGAAGUAAGUUGAGAAGGAAGUACUUCUUGUGAUCCACUAUAGUCAUAGUUGGACCUCAUGCCAAGAUAUCACAGUAAAAUGCACAGACUGUAAGCCUGUGCAUUUUACUGUUGCCCAGGUCCCACUACCCCUUUUUUCUUUGAAAUAUAGCUACAUGACAUUGUGCGCAUACAUCUGCACCAUAGAAAUACGCUUUGUUAAUAAAAAUUUAUCUCAUAUUUGUUGAUAAAUUUAAUCUUUAUGUGUCUUUAUUAUUCCAGGUGUAUUAUGGCGGGUGACCAUAAAUUUGUAUUCUUAGUUAGAGGACAUGUUAUUUUAGUGGCUGUGGCUUACACACCAGAGUCUGUUACUCAGGUAUCACAUUUAUUUCAUGAGAGAAUUACUUCCGCAAAUUUGUUAUGAUGUCUUUAAAACAAAUGACCUAAAGUGGGUUUGAUUUUAUUGUUUGUACGUCAUUGUUAUCAUUAUCAUUAUUAUUAUUAUUAUUAUUAUUCCUUCUUUACUGUUAUUGAUAAACUGCAUUGAACUUAUACACUGUAUGUUGUAGUUUAGAAUGAUUCUAAUUGAAGUGGUCUCAAACUACAGUAGAACCCUAGCUAGCCCAAACUCAGUUAACUCUGACCCCCUGGUAACUGAAACAAGAUCCAAUUUUCCUUGGGCCCCAUUUUUUCAGUAAUUUAAUAUCAACUAACUCAAACCCUGGCUAACUCAAACCAUUUUUUGUUUCCUUCAGGAGGUUGGGUAAUUCUACCAUAGUUUAAAAUCAUUUGGACCUUAAAUUCAUUUUAUGCUAUAGCACAUACCUGAGUCCUUUUUGACUGAACCCUUCUGAAGAGAAGCACUAUGGCAAAAAGUAUGAUCUUUUGUAGCUAUUUCAUUGUCAGGAUAGACUGUUAUUUUCUCAACAUAUUCACCCCAAAAUUCAACCUGAAAUAGCUUUAGUGUUUCCUUUACUUCAGACCCACUGACUGAAGAUAAAUAUAAAUAACUUUUGAUAUCAGUUUUCUUUUUCCUAGUUGGUGCUGCAGCUCUCCUAUGUUUAUAAUCAAAUCCUUAGUGUUUUAACGUAUACUCAAUUAGCAAGAAUUAUGGAACAGAGGAGAAAUUAUGAUCUUAGAAGACUAUUGGCCGGUAAGAUAUGACAGAUGCACAUGUUCACAUACAAACAUGUCAUUAUGAACUGAAGAUCAAAGGUUCUUUUCACAAGGUGUAAUUUUUUAAUGAAACUUGCUUGUUAGAAACUGCUUGAAAAUUCACCUGUAUUUUAAUGGUUAACUGAAGUCAGUACCUUAAUUGCUUGCUGUUUCCAGAUUUAGUUCUGAGAUGACUAUGUCCAAGAAAUUUGCACUUUCUUAUCAAAGUUUCCAUAAACUUAAUCACAAAACUGUGUGAAAAGUCAUAAAUUGUUAAACAUCAUCAAAGUGCUAAUGUGCAAGUCUUGAUUACCAAGCCUUAAUCAGUAGAAAACAGACAGCUGAUUAAUUCCAAAACUCAUUUUCAUUUAUCUACUAUAUUAUAUUUACAGGGACAGAAAAAUUUAUAGAUAAUUUAUUGAAUUUAAUGGAUCACGAACCAAGCUUUCUGCUAGGCUCUGUGAGUAUGAUGUAAUUUACUGUUGUAAGAUUCGACUUAUCAUGAAUAUAGAAGCAAUCCUCGUAGUUAUGAUCACUACUAAAGUAGUAGUGAAAAUAAGGCCUGAAAAAAAUUGAGGCCCAUAAAAAGGAUUUAAACCUAUGACCUCUGCGAUACCAGUGCAGUGCUGUGGUAUUGCAGAUAACAGCUCCUAGUUGUCUUGUUAGCUCAGUUGGUUGAGGGCUGCUCCAGUAUCGCAGGGUCAUGGGUUAAAAUCCUGUACAAGCCUGAAUUUUUUUCAGGCAUUAUUUUCACUGCUACUUAAGUAGUGUUAGUAACUGCAAGGAUCCCUUCCAUAUUUGUUUCUUCAACUGCAGUUUACAUAUAUGAUUUUUAGAAGUAGGGUAUACAUCUUUGAGGCUGUUGUGGGAUAAGGUGAUAUUAGCUCAAGAGGAAACUCAUUUUUUAAAUCUGAGUUUUAUGCCUUGACAGAGAUAUGUUGUAGAUAUGUUGAGGAUUUUUUGUGAAGUUUGGAAUUUUUUAUUAAGUAUGGAAUCUGAAAGCUUUCUAGACCUGGAGAAAGAAUGGAAAAAGAGAUGAAGUCUGGGAAAAAUUCAAGUAGUUGAGAAUUUUUUUUUUUUUUUCAGUUUACCAAAAAAUUGCUAAUUACUGGGUGAAAUGCUGGCCUGCAAUUUUUAUUUCAUGCACAGCAUUGUCUAUGAAAAUUCAUUUUCAGUAGAAUUAAGAGAGUUUCCAUAGUCCUUGGCUGUGUUUUUGCCAGUUGGUAUUAAGUGUUUGCAAAUAUACUGCAUCCUUGUUAUCAUUUCGUGCAUUGAAGAAGAAAAUUAUUGUUCUGAAAGUUAAGUGUGGAAAAAGUGAAAGACUUUUGCGUACUAAAACCUGUGUAAAACCUGUACAAUUGAGUUCCUUGCAUUUAACUUUAAUUGCUGGGGCUUUUAGGUGAGAUGUUUACCUCUUCCAAGUUCUGUCAGGGAAACCAUUGGUCAGAGCAUGCUUCAAGCAAGAGUCAAGGUACUAACAACAACGAUAGUCACUGAGUAGAGCAAUUUUUAAACGAUUCGACUGGCGAAAGUUACCCGGCAUUGCUUUGGUUUUACUUUAUUAUUUCCAGGAGUUAGUUUAGAAAUCUCGCGCCGCCCCCUCAAGAAGUCAGAUGAUGAACUAGAAUAGUUUUCAAUUGAUUGCCGAAAGUAAUUUAUGCUUUCUUUGGUGUUACUGUACUUCGCUUUUCGAUUGGUCCAAAAAUACUCGCGCCACCUUCUCAGCCAAUCAGAUUUAAAACUAAUAUCAAUCACGAUUUGGUCCCUCGCGUUGUCCCAUGAUUUUUUCCUAAAGUUUGGUUUUUCUAAACUUAAGUGAAAACUGCUCUAAAACCCAUUACAACUUGGUCACUCACGUUUUCCUGCGCUUCAGGCCGUUCAGUGCUUUCAAUAAGAUUUGAAGUAAGUGGCUACUUCGGUAAAGCACUCGCUGAAGAACAAAAUGGAAAGCAAUUUCCCUCUCGUUAGCCUAUUAGUUCCAAUCAGAAUAAAGUGGCAUCAAGUUGGAGUUUUUGGUGUCAAACUUCGGUAAAUAGCCAUUAAAUUUUAGUUUUUUUUUUUAAACAAUUGUUUGACUGAUCGUUUAUUUCUGAUCAAAAUCUUCAAUCUGCUAACAUGCAAACCUGCUCCCUGAGUUUCAUACAAAAGUCCUCUGAAAGGAAAUACGGUUACCUGAAUUUGAGUCCGUAUGUUCUUGGAACUCAAAACUUUUUCCUCUGGAAAUGUCGUGUAUGAUAAGAGGCCGUUAAAUAUUUUUCAUUUGAUGUUUCUGUUGCCUAGUCAUAUUUUUCCUCUCUUGGUGACUGCAACGGAUUAAUUUGCAUUAGGUGUCAGACUACUCAACUGAGAAGCCUUCCGUGACACGCAUUCGUAGCUUGGGGUAUCGUUUAGAUUCCUUUAAAGAGAAAUCAUCAGCCGUAAGCGUAUACAGUUCAUAAGAGAUGUUGAGUGGGGAGUAGGGUAGGGAGAAUUGUCUGGGGAGGGUUAGGGGUAUCAUGGGUGCUUUGACGAUCGUUUUCUGGCGCCCGUGUAAACCCCAGGUAGAAGAGAAUCUUUGCAAGAGUUCAGUCCCUGACCCAAGUUUAAAGAAUAUAACACUAUGACCCAUACUGUUCGGUCAUAAAGCAAUGGUUCUGAGUCCAGGGUUCAUCAUUAUGCAGCGUCUGCUCUGCAUUACAUGUUACCAGUGGAAGCCAUAAUGUCUUGCUGUCUCUGCUUUCUACUCAGGACCUCGUAUUUGCCAUUUUGGUCGCUAACAAUCAGUUAAUUACCUUGAUCAGACCCAAGAAGUACAGUUUGCAUCCUUCAGGUGAGUUUUUUGUCUUUCCUAUUUAGCAUCUCUUAUUCAAUGAGCGCUCGUGGAAGAUAAAAACGGCCAAAACUAGAGGAACUAGAGAGAUAUUUACAAUGAUAUUCGUCAAUGAUAACAGUCUGUGGUUCAUAUUUCACCUCACUGUGGUCAUCAUUAGCGUUUUAGGGUCUUCAUUCUUUCGCGCUGUGUUCUCGUACAAUCUGUGUUACCUAGCACCAAAAUUGGGAAACUUUCCUUUCCGGCUUUUGAGCUAGAUUAUUUGCAGUCCUACUUUCCCAGCUUGUUGCCCUGAGCAAGGGAAAAGAAAUCAGCGAUUAGAAAUCAGCUGAUAAGCUUUUUGGUCGCGCAAUGGAAGCUAGGAGAGAGGUAAUGCUUCGUAGUUUAUGCUCCCUCAGUUUCUGAAGAUGCUUUUUAUUUGUCCUCUCCAGAUCUUCAUCUUAUCUUCAACCUCGUCAGUGCAUCCACUUCUUUUCAAACUGCGGAGUCCUGGACACCGAUUUGUUUGCCACGAUUUGAUAACAGGUAAAACUCACACAUAAUGAAAUAUAUCAAAAAGAGGUCGUGAGCAUGGAUUCGACAAGAAGAGGGAUUCAAUCCCUUCGGUCUUCCGUUAUUCAGUUGAAUGCCUCAAUCAGUGAUUACAAAGGCUGGUCUUUUGCUCAAUCUUAUUCGCUCUUUGAUUGAUUUAAAAAAACUUGCAGAAACCUCUCGACCGACCAGAUGGAGAAGUAAAACUAAUCGUGGCUUGAUUACUCGCGCUUUCCCAUGCUGCGCUUCGGGCCGUCUCCAUGUUUUCAACUACUCUUUGUGACUCAAAUCUCUUUUUCUGAUUGACUCUUGUUAGUGUUGUGAUUUUUUUUAAACGACCCUCCACCGGAAAGCACUCUCUAACGAUUUGGGAAAAUUUUUUAACGGGUGUCGAAGUUAGGGAAAAAAAAAAUUCAAAUUCGGCCAUAGUGAGCAAGGCACCAAGGUGGAAGAUACUCAAAUGUCAGAACCAAAUGGAUGUUUCAUGUUUCGUUGUUUAUUAUGUUUUCGAUGUUGUUGUUUUCAGUGGCUAUCUGUACGCGCACAUCUCCUAUCUGGAUGACAACUGCCCUGCCUGUUUAUUGUUACUUUCCACUGAUCGUGACGCCUUCUUUGAGUUAGCAGAAACCAGACUUAAAACUGUUGAGGUGAGCUGCAUUUCUGUAAGGAAUUGGAUGUUUACCUCGUCCAGUCAGUUCUUAGUCAGUUCUUGUUACAGAUAAGAGAAAGACUCAGAUUCGUGCGGAAUGCCGCCAUAUUUUGGGUGGUUUCGGUGAACAGGGAUGUUAUCAUACCUUGUGGGGUUUAACUGUCAUUACUAACAUUAGUAUUGAUACUUUCCACACUGAGAAUCUGUUUGACAAUCAGGAGCUUCUUGAAAUGGCGAUUAUUUCUUUUAUUUUCAUGACCUUUACAUCUGUCUCAAGGGUGAUACUAUUAGGAGAAAGUAGAAGCCACUCUCAUUGGUUUAAGGUUUAACCUUGUUUUAAACUUUUAGCGCUUGAAGAGGUACAGAUGUUUAGAGGCUAUUAAUGAAGCAGUGGCGAAAAAGAGUUAUAGCACAGGUUUGAUUCACAGAAUUAACAGCUCGUUUUUAUGUUUUUGGUUUCAUACUGUUACUUUCGUUUAACUCUGUGCUCGUAUCCCUUCUGUUACAGAUCAGGUUGGCAUCCCAGAGCUGUAUCAUUUUAUUUACAAGUCUAAAAGUACGGCGCAGUAUACAUCACCUGAACUGGAAGCUCCUUAUGUUGAACCAGAAGAACAGGAAAGGUAUUUUGGUUCUUAAGUUUUAACGAAACUAAAUAGUUCAGUAGGCUAAGAACUCCAAACUCCAUUUUGGAGUAGAACCGAAUGCAUGACUCACAAGUCAGAGGUUUAGACGUGUAAAUUGACUUCACGUGAAGAAUUUGCUUGGAGGUUCGUGCGAACUUCUGGGAACGCCUGGUACAUUUCAACUAACUAGUUCCCAGUUUUACGGGUCCUACGAAAUAACAUGGCAUCCACGAUAACUUGACCGCCUACAUAUCUCAUUUGCCUUCUACUUACAUACUAAUCAAUAAUGAUUUUUUUUUUCAUUGAAUAUCUGUAUUCGUUUCCAGGCUCUUUGGUUUAUAUCUUUACCUGCAUCAUCGGAUUCACUCGCCAGCCAGGCCUCUGAAAAUUUUAUGUCACGUGGGCGUACGAGAGAUGCUGUUAGGAUGGGUGUGUAUUGAUAGGAGUAAAUGGAAGAUUCUUGUCUGCUAAGUCAUAGCAUUAGUUCGAGGCUGGAGGAAUAUACCGGAAGGUUACCUUAUAAACAAAUUAUUCUUUGAACUGAAGCAAACCUUCAGAAACGAAAAAAAAGUCUCCAUAUCAAUGUCCGCCCAUGGGAUAGAUGGUCAGAAACAUGGCAACGAUACUUUGACAAAGCCACGAUAAAUUUUGAAAUGAGAUAUGAUUUUGGAAUGAAUCUCGAUUUUCGCUGCAUGCUGAUCUGGAUUGUUGUUAGAUAUUUUCAUGUCACCGAUACUGUGACAAGUCCACGAUAAAUUGUGAAAUGAAACAAAAUUUUGCAGUGAAUCUUGAUUUUCGCAGCUUGUUGAUCUGGAUUGUUGUUAGAUAUUUUCUAUCAUGUCAUUGUGCUUUCGAGUAGACUGCUGAAUGUAGACAAACUUUUGCGGUAGAAAUAGCUCAUAUGCUGAUAUGAUGUCCUUCCUUCCGCUGAGAAACAAACUACAAUUUUACCUAGAAAAUCAUAACAACGCUAUAAUUUCCACAAAGCUUUGGCUGUGGAUCAGUUGAUAAUGAAGGGCUUUUAAACAAUUUGUUUUCUUCAGCGAGUGUACUUCUAAAAAAGCGCAAAAAAGUUUUAAACCACAUCAAAUGGCAUUAAGGGGAAACCUGUGAUUGUGAAAUUUUCGUUAGACGUCAUAAUUCCCUCGACAAUUCUAAAUCUAUAGCCAAUUUUAUUCCUUUACAAUUCUUUGUUUAAAAACUAGAAUUACAGUUUUAGGACAAUGGUGCUUCUUUAUACAAACUUGUCACAUUUCUCCAGUUAAUUGCCAAAGAAAAACUUGAUAGUGUAAAUGCUGGUUUUGCUGAAAAGUAACAGUUACCACUUUUAACAGCUCUGGACCACUCAAGCUUGAAAGUUAAAAAAGUUAAAUACCAAAGAAAGCCUUGACAGUGUAAAUGUUGGUUUUGCUGUGAAGUAGCAGCUACUACUUUUAAAAGCUCUCAACCACUCAAGCCGGCAAGCUAAAAAAUCGCACCUUCUCUUGAUAGGUAACAUCUGGGUUUGAGUUGUACGCUGCCUUCAGUCCACUGGUCACAAAACCAGACGCUAUCAUUGCCAUAAACAAACUUCUGAGAUGGAUAAAGGUUUGUUGCUUGUGGUCUUUCUCUCUUUACCUCUUAUUUCUUCUUCUGUGUGAAGGCUCAUUUACACGUGUGCGUUCAUCUUCGUUUUCUUUUCUUGGGAGGUACAGGGUUGGAAUGUCAAGCCGAUCAUUUGCGUUCUGGCGGUUAGGCACGACGCUUAUCUGCUAUGGACUAAGUAUCCCAUCUGUCACAAGUAGCAAUAUUACCAGUUAAUUCAGCCCACAGAAAUCGUGAUAAGCUCCGGAAAUGUGGGAUAGAAUGUAACAAUUUAGCUAAAAGGUUUAUCCAAGUGUUGAUUUUUUGAUCAGGGUUAAGAGGGCUUCUAGCUAACACUGAAAAAGAACAUUUACUUCAGUCAACCUACCAAUUAGGAAAUCUCGUGGUAUUAAAUGGCUAAAACUUAGGUGUCUGUCAGACUUUUGAAAUAACUGGCCCACACUGGACCACACUGUACCAAUUCUCUGUGAGCUUGAUAACCAAUCUUCUUUAGUAAAACCGCCACCACUUUGACGGCUGAGCAAAGAGAUGAUACAGGUGUUUAUUGUUCUUUCAACCAGCGUUAAAAGUAUUGAAACGAUAAAGUUUUGUUGAAGACGUUUCUCUUUUUUCCGAUGUAGUAAUCUUUUUCUUUUUUCUGUUACUCAGCGCGAGGAAGACAGGCUCUUUAUUCUGAGCUCUCAAGUGUUCUAAAGGUCUCACCUCUGGAAUAAGGCAGAAUUUCUGGAAUACUACUUUUAUCGCUCUGACUCGUGGUGCCCGGACUCAAAGAAUGCUGCUCUUCAAGCCCUUCAGGGAAAGACCGAUGAGAGGCCGCAAAAAGAUAUUGCUUUGGGUCGAAUGAAAGAAAUACCCUUAUUCUAUCAUGUUUCAGUAGCAUGAUAUUUUCACCGCGCGCCGUGAAGAUACCAUUUUCGUCACGGUUACCGGGAUUAUCAACAUUGUGACUUUAUUUGUCACGCACAGUUGAAUUAACGAUUCUUUUUCUCUUUUCAUGAAGAUAACUUGUUUUUUUUCUUUUGUCGGAAUGUGAAGAAGCAUUUCAGCAAGCGGAUCGUACGUGUGGGUGAUCUCUACAUUUCGUGCAUUCCCGUGUUCUGAAAUUGUUUAUCAAUAAUAAUCAGAAGAUUGCAUGUCCGCUUGCUGAUACGAAUUUACCUUCUUGUGUCAAUUAUACCCCUCACGAGUGGGCGAUGCGAGCGAGUGAUAGAUAUAACCAGCACUCGUGUUUUCAACAUUGUUAAUUUGAGAUUAUUUUUGAACAGAAAUAUCUUACCAAAUGGGAAACAUUAGGUGUAAAUAGCUUAAACUCUGUUUUUACACUAUUUCGACCGGCGUCGUAGAUCCAGAGAAUUUAACACUCACUAGUUGCGUUCAAAACCUUUCAACCUGUUAUCAAUAAAGAUAACAAACUUUGCUGAUUAGGUUCAAGCCGUUGAUGAAGAAAAAAUUGUAUAAGCAAAGGCGACUAAAAAAGGAAGAAACCAGAGCUAUUGAAAAUUCUUGUACAUCUGAAAAACAAUUAAAAUAUGACAG
This is a messenger RNA of Pocillopora meandrina, 11456 nucleotides long. The record is from the annotation of a GenBank genome assembly. Lineage: Eukaryota; Metazoa; Cnidaria; Anthozoa; Scleractinia; Pocilloporidae.